This is a messenger RNA of Capronia epimyces CBS 606.96, 1749 nucleotides long. RefSeq lists its product as uncharacterized. NCBI's taxonomy places the organism in Eukaryota, Fungi, Ascomycota, Eurotiomycetes, Chaetothyriales, Herpotrichiellaceae. The record is from RefSeq and is a predicted model, not a curated record. The transcript has 2 exons. The coding region runs from base 1 to 1749 and encodes 582 amino acids. Gene Ontology annotation, molecular function: transmembrane transporter activity. Gene Ontology annotation, biological process: transmembrane transport.
AUGCCGUCUCUUGAGGAGGCCACUCCAAUACCGGCUGAUGAACACAGGCCAGAAACAGCCGCCCAGCAACCACAGUCUCAGACAACUUCAUCAUCCGCCUCCGUUUCCUCAGCUAAGCCAGUCGACGGGUCAGAUGACGUCCAAUUUGUUGUCUCCAGAAAAUUCCUUAUGGCAUUCGCUACCCUUGCCGUCCUUACCCUCAUGGUCGCCUUGGACGGCACAUCAAUCAGCGUAGCGUUGCCCAUUGUGGCCAAAAAGCUUCACGGAUCAGCUAUCGAGGCUUUCUGGGUGGGCACGUCAUUCAUGCUGGCGUCGACGGUCUUGCAGCCGAAUUUUGCUUCCUUGAGUCAUAUUUUCGGCCGGAUGCCCGUGAUCAUGGCCUCUAUUGCAUUCUUCUUUGUUGGGGUCAUGAUGGCUGGCAUGGCGAAGCACUUCAACCUCCUGCUCGUCGGACGCACGAUCCAGGGCAUUGGCGGUGGCGGUAUCAUCACCAUGACCGAGAUCGUUGUCACAGAUUUAGUGCCUCUUCGCUGGCGAGGCCAAUGGACCGGCAUCAUCUCAGGGAUGUGGAGUAUUGGCAGCGUAUCAGGCCCCAUAAUCGGCGGUGCAUUCGCAGAUGUUCAAUGGCGCUGGAUCUUCUGGCUGAACCUGCCCUUUAUCGGGGUCGGAGCAGUCAUGGUUCCUCUAUUUCUCCGUUUGAACCUGAUACCGCAGAGCAUUGCCACGAAGCUUAAGCGCGUCGACUGGUUCGGCACGGUCAUGUUCAUCGGCAGCAUGACCAGCUUCCUGAUCCCCUUGACAUGGGGCGGCGUCAUGUACUCGUGGUCGUCGUGGCGCACACUGGUGCCUCUGCUGAUCGGCGUGGCGGGUUUGGUCGGCUUCUGCUUCUACGAGAAGUAUCUCGCCCCAGAGCCCAUGCUGAGGCUGUCUGUCUUUGCCAACCGCACAGCCAACAUUGCCUACUUCAGCACUACCCUCCAUGGUAUCAUCCUCUGGUGCCUGCUGUACUACCAACCUCUGUACUUUGAAGCGGUCCAAGGGUACUCACCCGUCAUAUCCGGCGUGGCCUUGUUCCCUGCCACAUUUACUGUCGCGCCCAUGGCUAUUGUGACCGGCUUCAUGAUCGCCAAGACUGCUGCGUAUCGCUGGACCAUCUGGUUGGGGUGGACAAUCACAGUGCUUGGAGCGGGCCUCCUCGUGUUGCUCAAAGUCGAUACCACUAUCCCGCAAUGGAUUUUCAUUGACCUGGUUGUGGGCAUUGGGCUGGGAAUUCUGUUUCCUGCGCUGCAAUUCCAGCUGCAAGCCGCCAGCACCAACAAGGACAUGGCCUUUGCAGUGGCCUUGUUUGUCUUCUUCCGCAGCUUCGGCCAGACACUCGGCAUCGCCGUGGGUGGCGUCAUCUUCCAGAACCAAAUGGCAAGCAACUUGAAGAAAUACCCGGCCUUUGCUGCACGAGCGACCGACCUCGCCAAGGACGCUGCUGCCCUCGUCGAGAUCAUCAAGAACACCCCCGCUGGCCAGGGAAAGCACGAGCUGCGCGUCGCAUACACCGACAGUCUGCGUACCACGUACAUCUUUUUGACGGCGCUCGCCGGUGUUUGUCUCGUAGCCAGUCUUUUCAUCAAGGCAUACGACCUGAACGUCGCUCACGAGACCGAGCAAGGCCUAGUGGUUGAGAAGCAGGACAAGCACGUCAGGGCCGAAGAAGGCCUGGAAGUGGAGAAGAACCAAGUGCCGAUCCAGUCCUGA